UAACGGCGCCUUCCUGACACCGGGCCGCCUCAGGGAGUAACGGUGGCCUUGCUGCGGCAUGGGGCGCUGCCGUGGUGUACCGUUUGAAUUCCCCAUUAUAUUACUUAGACCACUGCGCCCGCCUCGUCGGGCAGGUGGUCGUACGACCAAGAUGAAUACAAAUACUUACUUAAAUAACACUUAUAAAUCAAACGAGAGGGCUUUGGCCGAUCUGUUAGGUCAGCUGGUGAGGGGUAGAAACACCUCACCGACUGGAUUUAACAGAGGGGGAGUAGGAGGAGGUAGUGGAGUUAGUGGUGGUGGUGGUGGUGGGCCCAUGAGCAAUUAUGGUAGUUCAUCAAUGGGACCGAGUAGUGGAGGAGGUGGUGGAGGUUGGGGUGGAAACGCGCCUAAUGAUUGGAAUCAAGGUGGUGGCGGUGGCGGCGGUUUCGGUGGGGGUGGUGGCGGUGGCAGUGGCAACAUUAUGCCACUGAUGCAACGUGGUGGGGGGAUGAAUAUGAAUAAUAGCGGGGGUGGAGGAGGCGGUUAUGGUGGCGGUGGUAUGAAUGAUAACUUCGGUGGGAUGCAACAGGGGAACAACUUUAUGUCACGAGGCAACCAAGGUGGCUUUGGUGGCAUGCAGCCGAGCCGGGGAAUGAACAAUAGUGGUUUUGGCGGUGGUGGCUAUUCACAAAGUGAUAACUUUGGUGGCGAUGGUGGCUUUGGCGGUGGUCCGUCACCUCAGGGUGGUCGUUCACGCGGUACGUGGGUUAGUGGAGCCGCGAAUCGUAGCAACCGCAAUGCGGCACCGCCGCGUGGUAGUAGUCGUCCGUCGAAUUCAACGCCAGCCAGACGAAGCUUAAGCGAUACAAAAGCACCACUAUCAUCGAGAAAUAAUCGCAGCGGUGGUGCUUCUGCUUCAGGCAACGCUUCAAGACCUGUGCAGGCGCAAAAACGUAGAGCGCCCGAACCUUCUCCCGCGCCAACAAAAGCUAAGAUCAGUGCGAAUAAUGCUAGACCAACGUCCGUUCAAGGAAAUAAGACGGGCGGAGCCGCUGCAGAGCCUAGAAGGGUGCUGACACCAACUGGUGGGCGUUGGUACCAACAUUUCUUGAUGAAAGGGCUGAAACCAGAAGAAGCCCGCAAGAUAGCUUUUGAGAAUAAUAACAAGCCAUUCACCGCUGGCAAUGAAGGGGCAGCAAAGAAGAAUGCCAGAUCAAGACCACCCCGCGUAGAAAAUUACGUUCGCGUUGCAAUUUACGCGAAAGGGUUUCCCGAAAACAUGUUGGAUCCCGAAGAUCUAUCGUCUCUCGAAGAACUGAUCAUCGAUGAGGUUGCCAACAGUAGCGCCGAAUCGAAAUUGCAAUUUGAAAGAUUACUUCGAAAGCCGGGCAUGCUUAUAUUAGAUUGCCUAAAUCAGCAAACGGCCGAUUGGCUUACAGAUAUCAUCCCCAAAUUGACCAACUGGGAAAACCCCGAAUUGGUAAUUUGUAAUGAAGAAAACAUUCCAGAUGCUUAUGUGAUGACUAUCUCGUUGCCAAGAAGUGUUGGCCAAGAUUACGAUCAAACCUUGGCACUAAUUCAGUCCCAAAAUGACGAUUUAGUCACCGAUUCGUGGGAAUGGGUGAAUGAGCGCGAAGAUGGUGAUAGAUUAGUUGUCACCAUACGCAUUGACAAGGAAUCGCAUGCGGCUAUUAAAGAGAAGAGGUGGAAGAUAUUUUACAAAUUUGGUGUAAUUGAUGUAAAUUUUGCCCGCUAUGUACGGUUUGCGCUAAGUAAACGCCUUACCGAAGAAGCCGCGGUGACUAACAAUGACGGCAAAGAAGGUGAAACACAAGCUGAGGACGGCGAAAAAGAAACAACUGCUGAAGCAGAGGAGGACCACCCACCCUCACCACCGCCAGCUCCUGUAAUCAGCAAAUAAAAACGUAUGCGGUAUCUGCAUUCUUACUUGAGUUCUUAUCAUCCAUGAAAUUUAUCCUCAACAAUUGAUCAUAUCGAAUAUUUUACAACACUCUGCUGGGCAAUGCGGCCAAUGUUUGGACGUUUAAGCGCUGUUUAAAUACGAUUAAUGGGAAACUCUCUCAGUAGCUUUAGCAAAGAACAAACGGUAAAACACUCCGAAGGCAUUGGCAAACAGCAAGAAUCGUCAAUGGGGAUUCAAGAAGUCGACGAAAACAGGGAAAUUUAUACAUUUCGUGAGCUGAGCUGAAUACCCUGACGAAUUAAUUGGUGUGUAACUUUCAUAAUCAUGUCAAUUGUUUCGGAAAUUAUCAUACAAGUAAUUACUUUAAAUUAUUUAAAUUAUACCUGUACAAUAGUAAGUUUUUGCUGUGCAAAGCUGUUCGUGCAGCUCUUUGUCAUACCAUACAUACAUCAAGCACACUCUAAUUAUCACAAAGUUUGUAUACCGCCUGCGUCAAUAAAGUAUAUCUUACCAGAAGACGAUACAUAAAAGGAACCAUCUAAAA
This is a messenger RNA of Rhagoletis pomonella (apple maggot), 2450 nucleotides long. RefSeq names its product eukaryotic translation initiation factor 4B2-like. The record is from RefSeq and is a predicted model, not a curated record. Lineage: Eukaryota; Metazoa; Arthropoda; Insecta; Diptera; Tephritidae. Bases 59 to 1903 code for a protein of 614 amino acids. The transcript has 3 exons.